AUGGCAGCCAACAGCACUUUAACGUCACCAGUUAAAAAUGAUGUUUGCGCAAAUCCAGGGUGUUGCGGAUUAGACUGCUCUUACCAGGGACUUUACGAACUAAUUAAUGGCAUAGAUGUAUCAGACCCCAAAACGCUUAGGGAUGCUCUUGCUAGUCUCUUCGCACCAACCCUAGACAAGCAAGUCACUUCAGAAGACGAAGUUAACAGACUCACUGAUGCAUGGCAAGUGUCCUCGGCAAACUCGGCAAUCUUCAGAGGUAAAGCUCAAUGCGUCAAAGAAUUCAUGUUGGCUUGGAUAUGUGACAAGUAUGAUACAUGUACCUCAGUUGAGCCGCUGAAGACAUUGCUCGAUAGACUUCCUGGUCUUUUUGCAAACAUUUUACUCGAUGAUACUGUCACAGCAUGGACUGUCAAGAAAGCACUUCAAGAGGCAAUGAAAAUGGAUGUCUCGAUUGCAAAAAGUUUGACUGAUUCGGCAGCAGAAGUUGUGAGGUUGAGCGACGUCGAUUUCCUUUAUGAUGUUGGUAAAUGCUAG
Messenger RNA from Paraglomus brasilianum, 537 nucleotides. The record is from the annotation of a GenBank genome assembly. Lineage: Eukaryota; Fungi; Glomeromycota; Glomeromycetes; Paraglomerales; Paraglomeraceae.